Molecule: messenger RNA, 823 nt
Organism: Rubroshorea leprosula
Lineage: Eukaryota; Viridiplantae; Streptophyta; Magnoliopsida; Malvales; Dipterocarpaceae
Source: the annotation of a GenBank genome assembly
AUCGCCAACAACAAACGGUCUUUUUCUCCACCCCAGCCCCCGAGCCCUCUAGCUUUACUUCUCUCAAAGUCGCUCUCAAAACUCCAAAUCCCUCAUUAAAGCACUUUGAUUAACUCAUGGAAGGGCUAAAUAAUUCACCUUCAUGCAGAAAUGUAAUCACAAUUCUCAGUAUUGAUGGUGGUGGAAUUCGAGGGAUAAUCGCCGGAGUCAUCCUUGCUUAUCUAGAGUCUGAACUUCAGAAACUGGAUGGCAAAGGAUCAAGAAUAGCAGAUUAUUUUCAUGUGAUUGCCGGAACUAGCACUGGCGGCCUGAUAACAGCCAUGCUAACUGCUCCUAAUGAAAAUACCCGUCGACCCCUGUUUGCUGCCAAAGACAUAAAAGACUUUUACCUCACCCACUGCCCUGACAUCUUCCCCCAAUCAAGAUUUGAGAGCUCAGGUCGUCCGUUGGGUGUCGACACCCUAAUAAAGUGUCGAUACCAUGUCCCUAUCGGAGAUUUGGGAGCUCAGGUCUUCCGUUUGGUGUCGACACCACCACCGUGUCGGGAUUCAGAAUGCUCAGCCCUUCCAGAAUACCAUAACCUCCCUUAUUGAUAUUUUUGGCUCUAGAUUUCCUUAGUUGCAUUUCUGGUACCUCUCAACUAUUUGCAGCAUGCUGGUAUUCUUCAGCCUCCUCACAUCCAUCCUUGAUACUGUGGUGGCUAAUAUCCAUCUGCACCUAUUUCUACCUGAUGGUUGUACAUUCUUUGUUUUUCCUUUUGCCUGCACAGUUGAACUUUAGACAGCUUGCUGGAUCCUGUAGCCAAUCAAAUAAUGAGAAUAAG